CGGGUGGUUCGUCACGGUGGCCAUGGUCUUUACCGUUCAAGCGGGGGCAAGCAACUGCAGCUCGGCAUUCGCCAACUUUCUCUCCGAUGAAAGUACCUUCCGCCGUAGCUGCCGCGUUCGCCGUGUCGUCGGCAGCUGCCCUCGACGCCAAGUUCUAUGGCAUGAACUACGACACCCGCCUCUCCGAGUGGGGCGGGUGCAAGGACGCGAACACGAUGGCCCAAGACAUGACUGUCCUCAAACAAGUCACGGACAACAUCCGCAUCUACUCGAUGAACUUUGAAUGCACCAAGCGCGUGCUGCAAGUCGCCGACAACCGCGGGCUCAAGGUCUGGCUCGGCAUGUGGAGCGAAAUCGACGCCCCCGGCGUCCACGACUCGUUUCCGUCCGAAAUGAACAACCUGAAAGCGCUCGUCGAACAGACCCAAGCGAUUCGAAAUGACAACGUCCUCGGCCUCCAAGUCUCGAGCGAGGCCUUGUAUCGGUACUACGUGCAAGGUCCUGGCAACGUGACCGGCAGCAGCGACCGUCGCGGCUACGACGCGCUCGUGAACCACCUCAACGAAGCCCGCAACUACCUCCGCGGCCGCGGGUACACGUUCCCAGUCGUGAUCACCGACAUCAUGGACAUGUACACGAUGUUUCCCGACCUGUACAACGUUGUCGACGUGGUGGCCGUCAACCAGUUUUCGUUCUGGCAGCACAUCACGCCCGAGGACGGCACACACUUUACGUUCACGCGGUUCCAGGAAGAACAAACUCGUGCCAAGCGCGCCGGAAAGCUCAUCGAGAUGCACGAAACCGGGUGGAGCACGGCCGGCGAGCACCCCGUCGUGACGGAAGCGUCGCCGCGCGCGCAAGGCGUGUUCACGCAGGACUUUUUGACGCUCGUCGCGCGGCAGAACAUCAACACGUACUACUUUUCCGGGUUCGACUUGCCCUUUGGGUCGAGCGACAUUGAAAAGAACUUUGGCAUAUACACGACGGACCGAGUCCUCAAGCCAGCGAUCGCCGCCGUCCGCGUCGGCGCGCCACUCCAGGCGGUCCGUUUGUGGGCCCAAGGCAACGUGAUCAAGGUCAAUCGCCACUGGAACGCCGACAACACGGUCAACGACAACUAUGGCCGCGUGUACGCGGAAAAGCCCGCGUCCGGCCGCUCUGGCAUCUUUGACGACGAGAUCUGGCUCUGGGACGCGGACGCUCGCAUAUUGUACUCCAAGAGCUCGGACGCGUGCUUGGAUUCGUACGGCGACCGCUACCAGCAGACGCUGCACACGUGGUACUGCUCCAAGGAGAACCGGAAUCAAAAGUGGUCGGUGAAAAAUGGCAACAUCGCGAGCCUGAACGACGCCAACUUUUGCAUCGACGUCGACUUGGCGCGGCCCAAGACGUCGGACGGCAAGCUCGUGGUCAAGAUGUUUCCGUGCGUCGGCCACCCAAACCAGGUGAUCUCGAUGGUGCCGGCCGCGGCCGAGCCAGUCGAAAUCGGAAUCAAGUCGAGCGGCGGCGUCCUGACCGAAUCGAACGGCAGGGUGUCGUGGGAAACCGUGCGCAAGUCGAAUGCCGACUGCCACCAGUGGUUCUAUGACCCGAUCACGCAACUCAUUGCGAGCAAGUCGUACCGCGGCCUGUGCUUGGACGCAUACGAGCGCAGGAACGGCGGCACGGUCCAUCUCUACUAUUGCAACGCCGCCAAUGCCAAUCAAAAGUGGGUCGUAAACGAUAUCACGGGCCAACUCCACCACGCAACGCACCUUGGCUUUUGCCUCGACGGCCCCGACAAUGCCAACGGCCUCGUUCACUUGUGGUCGUGCGAUAAAACCAACGUCAACCAAAAGUGGAGCAUCAAGCUCGUCAACGCCACGCCGUAAGAACGCAAGGCAGUCGGAGAGCGCCUUCGACAGCGACAUGACGCUGGUCAAAUCUAGCAUCGCGCGAGUUGCCGCUGUCUCGCCGGCGCUCGUGGCGGCGAGUGGUGUCCAUGGGCCAAAAUAAAAGCACUACUUUCCAACGUCGUGUGGAUCUCGUGUACAUAUUCCCGGCCACGGUGGUGGAGACAUGGGCUGUCGUGGGAUGGGAUAUAGUGGAGGAGAACGCUGGAACACACCCAAGUACUUGGACGCCGUUGUCGUUGUGGUCGAGCAGGUCGUGUCCAGCACGACCGAAGCGCGCGCGUGCACCCUAGUCUACACGCUUGG
Aphanomyces invadans is the source of this 2198-nucleotide messenger RNA. RefSeq lists its product as hypothetical. NCBI's taxonomy places the organism in Eukaryota, Oomycota, Saprolegniomycetes, Saprolegniales, Verrucalvaceae. The record is from RefSeq and is a predicted model, not a curated record. The transcript has a single exon. The coding region runs from base 87 to 1871 and encodes 594 amino acids.